This is a messenger RNA of Darwinula stevensoni, 492 nucleotides long. NCBI's taxonomy places the organism in Eukaryota, Metazoa, Arthropoda, Ostracoda, Podocopida, Darwinulidae. The record is from the annotation of a GenBank genome assembly.
AUGACGGAAAGCCGGGAGACAUGCUUCUGGAUAUUCUUGUUCGUGCUAUCAAAAAUCCCCGAACUGGGCGACACGGUGUUCCUACUGCUGAAGAGGCAACCCCUGACCUUCCUGCAUUGCUACCACCACGCGACGGUUAUCUUGUUCACGGCUCACAUCUACGUGGACUUCGCGGCGACGGGCAUCUGGUUCUGCGCGCUCAACUACGUCGUGCACGCAUUCAUGUACUCGUACUACACAGUUAGGACCGUGGGGUUCCGGGUGCCUCGGUGGAUCGCGAAGGUCAUCACCUGCCUGCAGAUCUUGCAGAUGGUGCUGGGGACUGCUGCCACGGCGGGAGCGUUCUACUACAAAAUGCGACGCGUUCCGUGUCAAAUGAAUGGUGCCAACAUCGUGGUUUCCCUUGCCUUAUACUUGAGUUACUGGGUUCUCUUCUCCAUCUUCUUUCGGAAUUCGUAUGUUAAAACUGUCAGCAAAUGCAAGACUCAGUAA